This is a messenger RNA of Crotalus tigris (Tiger rattlesnake), 1893 nucleotides long. Its product is annotated as GLIPR1-like protein 1. Lineage: Eukaryota; Metazoa; Chordata; Lepidosauria; Squamata; Viperidae. Gene Ontology annotation, cellular component: extracellular region. The transcript is spliced from 6 exons. The record is from RefSeq and is a predicted model, not a curated record. Bases 748 to 1560 code for a protein of 270 amino acids.
UUUCAGAGAUUAUGCAGACACAUGAUUUUUGCUUUUAGUGAUUUUUUCAUUAUUAUUAUUAUUAUUAUACUUUAUUCUUCUUUAUUCUGUGUUAUUCUAUUUCUUUCCCACUUUACAACAGCAUCUUAGAUUUGUUUCAAUAUGACAUGCAUAUUCAUACAUAUAUGGAGAUCUAAACCCAGCACAUUUUACAGGCCUAACCCAAAAUAAUGCCUCCCACACAGAGCAGAUGAGAAGACAAUAAUGGGAGGCAGAUAAUUUGUUGACAUUCAGUGGAUCUUCAUCUGACAAAUCCUGAAUUUUUUUUUCAAAAUAGAAUAGUAUAUUUAGAGAAAGGCAAUAAGCUGUCCAUUUUCCAGACAUAACUUCUACUAAUAAAAAAAUGUAUAUUUAUUCAUCUGAGAAAAAACCACCCUUGGGUUCUUUCCAGGAGACUGCUGGCUAAACCUGCCUAGGAUUAAAAACUGAACAGAGGAAUCCAGGGUAUGACUUCUGAGAAGUAAACUUCACGGACUAGGGUAGAAUUUACUCCCAAAUAAGCCUUAUGCGAUUCAGAAGAGGGUUAGCAAUCCUAACGGAGGAGGAGGGCGCUGAAGACUGAAGCAAUCGUUUCCCAUAGGUUUGCAAGCCUGGCUGACCACCCCUCGGGAAGAUCCUGGGCGCCGGGCUACCAAGUUCCGCGACGGCGGCUGCAGCAGGACCGUUAGUGCGCGCGCAGUUUCUCGCCAGUUCGUCGUUGCCGCGACCAUGAGGAGCCUCUGGUGGUGGGGCGCGGCGGAGCUGGCGACUGUCCUCUUCCUCGGAGAAGCGAAAAGUAAAUUUGCACCUUUGCCCGACAUCACCAACCGUACCUUUAUCAACCAAUACAUCGACAUCCACAACAAGUUCCGCAGCGAAGUCAAGCCCUCUGCCUCCAAUAUGCUCUACAUGACAUUUGAUUUAGCUUUAGCUAGAAUUGCUAGAGCAUGGGCAAAUAAAUGUGUUUGGAAACAUAAUCCUAAUCAAAGGUACCAUCCUGAUCGUAAAUUUAAGCCAACUGGAGAAAAUAUGUGGUUGGGAGGUGCAAGCCGAAAUCCAUUUAAUGCUAAGGGUCCAAUUACAGCAUUUCACAAUGAGGUAAACUACUACACUUUCUCUACCCAUCAGUGCACCAAAGUAUGUGGACAUUAUACCCAGGUAGUUUGGGCUGCUUCAUACAAAGUUGGCUGUGCUGUUGUUUACUGCCGUUACAUGGAUGGAAAAGAAAAAAAUAAUAACAUUUUAGUGUGCAAUUAUGCUCCAGCAGGCAAUUACCGUGGAGUACGCCCUUAUAAAGAGGGAAAACCAUGCAAUAACUGUCCAGAAGGAGACACUUGUAAAGACAACCUCUGUAGAAAUCCUGAACGUGAGAAAGAAAACAGCAUUCGUUAUUCACGAUGGUAUCCACCAUUUGAAAGGCGGAUUAUAUGUGAUCCAUCUUGCAUUGCUGUUGCAGUUUUAAGACCAUUGUUAAUGUUUUUGGCAUUUGCUGUUGUUUAUUACUUACAAAUCUGUUAUCCAGGUUUAAAUUUUUCUAAAUAAUCUUCAGUAUUUUGUAUGCAUAAAACUUUCUUUGACUACUUUUGUUAAUUAUAAGAUUAUAUUUACAUGAAUUGUUACAUUAUUUUCCUGUUCUAUCUUUUAAAAAUAGAUUUGGUUCAAUUCAUUGUUUUUAUGGAAUUUUGUCAAACAAAUUCUUAAUGUUUUUUAAUUUUGGUUACUGUACUAAUACAGUACUGUAUUACUGUACUAAUAAAGUUCCUUUUUUGUUCAGAUGAUACUAAUAUAAAACAAAAUGUAUUUAAUAUGUUCCAUGUUUUGUAAACAUUAAAAUAAGGGAGUUGUGAUUAAUAAAUAUUAAUAUGAUAAAUUGCA